Messenger RNA from Sinocyclocheilus rhinocerous, 2856 nucleotides. Its product is annotated as chromodomain-helicase-DNA-binding protein 1-like. Gene Ontology annotation, molecular function: ATP binding; DNA helicase activity. Lineage: Eukaryota; Metazoa; Chordata; Actinopteri; Cypriniformes; Cyprinidae. The record is from RefSeq and is a predicted model, not a curated record. Gene Ontology annotation, cellular component: nucleus. Gene Ontology annotation, biological process: chromatin remodeling; DNA repair.
AUGCCGAAGUUCACGUCGAACUCUGGCGCGGCAAUUCAUCUGAGGUCUUAUCAGGUUGAUGGAGUGAGGUGGCUGUCACAGUGUAUGAAGAACCAGCAGGGCUGCAUCCUUGGUGAUGAGAUGGGUCUGGGCAAGACCUGCCAGACCAUUUCUUUGCUGGCAUGUGCUCGAGGAUACCUUAAGAUGAACGGACCGUUCCUUGUGCCUUGUCCCUUAUCUGUUUUGGAGAACUGGAGACAAGAGGUAGAACGCUUCUGUCCCAGUCUGUCUGUGGUCUGUUACACUGGAGAUAAAGAAAGAAGGGCAAAGCUCCAGAAAGAGCUCAAGAAUGACCGACACUUUCAUGUUCUUCUCGCCACCUAUGAGAUGUGCCUCAAGGAUGCCAGCUACCUGAAAAGUUGGAAAUGGAAGAUUUUAGUUGUCGAUGAGGCUCACCGGCUGAAGAACCAGGAAUCAUUGCUGCACCAAACCCUCAGAGAGUUUACAGUGGGUUUUCGAGUGCUGUUGACAGGCACCCCCAUUCAGAAUAACUUGCAAGAAGUUUUUUCUCUCCUCACCUUCAUCCAGCCCAGUCUGUUUCUGCCUGAAGCCGUUGAGGACUUUGUUAGUGCCUACGCAGACGUACAGACUGAACCUGCUCUUGCCGAUGAGCUUCAUCGAGUGCUCCAGCCCUUUUUGUUGCGCAGGGUUAAAGCAGAGGUGGCCGCCGAACUGCCCAAGAAGACAGAACUCGUGGUUUUUCAUGGGUUGUCUGCCCUUCAGAAGAGAUACUAUAAAGCCAUUCUGAUGAGAGACCUUGAUGCCUUUAGGACUGAUCAAAACUCUAAGACCCAACUUCUGAACAUUUUAAUGCAGCUCAGGAAAUGUGUGGACCAUCCGUAUUUGUUUGAUGGUGUGGAACCAGAACCGUUUGAGAUGGGGGAGCAUUUAGUGGAGGCCAGUGGAAAGCUCUCUCUGCUGGACACCAUGCUGGCGUAUCUUCACGAGGGGUGCCAUCAUGUUCUUCUGUUUUCUCAAAUGACCAGGAUGCUGGAUAUUCUGCAAGAUUACUUGGAGUACAGAGGUUACAGUUAUGAGCAUCUGGAUGUUUCAGUCCGAGGACAGGAACGUAACCUAGCUAUCAAAAACUUCAGCACCAAAGAUAUUUUUAUAUUCCUCCUCAGAACCAAAGCUGGAGGGGUUGGUAUGAACCUAACAGCAGCAGAUACUGUGAUAUUUGUGAACAGUGAUUUCAACCCACAGAAUGACCUACAAGCUGCAGCCAGAGCCCACAGGAUUGGCCAAACAAGGCCUGUUAAAGUUAUCCGGUUCCUCGGUAGAGAUACUGUUGAAGAGAUCAUCUAUUCCCGUGCUGUGUCUAAACUAUGUCUCACAGACACAGUGAUUGAGGAGGGACGUUUUUCUCUGCUGGACCAGGCUCAAUCUGCAGCUUCUGGUCUUCAGUUGAGUGAGAUCCUGAAGUUUGGUGUGGAUAAGCUGCUGUCAUCAGAGGAGAGCUCCAUUCAAGACGUGGACCUCAGGCUGAUCCUGGGGCAGUCUCGAGAUGGCCGAUGGCUAACAGAUGAAGAGCAUGUGAAGCUUAAUGAGAGCGAUGAAGAGGAAGAUGAGGACAUGCAGGGUCAAAACCACAUGUACUACUUCGAGGGUAAGGACUACUCUAAAGACCCCAGUGCUGAGGAUGAGAAGGCCUUUGAACUGUUACUUGAGAAGCAGUUAGCUGAACUAGAGGAUGCUGGGAAGGAGGGCCGCGCACUUCGUAAUAAAGCUGGGGUGUCCCUGUCUGGGCCCUUGAUCGACCCAGGGAGGAAGAAGAGACCUCUUACAGAAUCAGAGUUGGAACAAAGACGUCAAAAGAGACAAGAAGCUGCUGCAAAGAGGGCAAAGCUACAGGAGGAAAGAAAAAAGCAACAGGAAGAACUAAAUUACAAGAAGAAGAUGGUAAGAUGGGAAUCAUGUGGCUACAAAUCGCUGUGCUUGCCACGAGUUGACAGUGAGGGUGAGGAUAUGGAGCCUGAUGAAGAUGAUGAUGUCAGCUGGAGCUCCACAGAUUCGGAUCACACAGCCAUUCGCUAUGUGCUGGGUGAUGUAACUCACCCUCAGGCUGAUCGAGGGGAUGCCACCAUUGUGCACUGUGUUGAUGACUCUGGAUACUGGGGCCGAGGAGGAUUGUUUACCGCACUGGAGCUCAGAUCAGAUGAGCCGAAGAAGCAGUACGAGUUGGCUGGCGUCAUGGAAGACUUAGAACUGGGGAAUGUUCUGCUUUUUCCUAUUGAUGACAAACAGUCCAGGCUCAGUGGAAGAGACUAUCUGGCACUGAUAGUUGCUCAGCAGAGGGAUAAAGCCAACAAUUUGUCAGGCAUUCGGCUCACUACCUUGGAUGAGGGCCUCAAGAAGAUCUACAGAGAUGCCAAACAAAAGAAGGCAAGUGUCCAUCUGCCUCGGAUUGGUCACUCCACUAAAGGCUUCAACUGGUAUGGUACAGAGAGACUAAUUCGCAAGCACCUGGCUACCAAAGGCAUCUCCACAUUUAUCUACUAUUAUAAAGGAGCCACUUCACACUCUUCUACAGUUUCUUCCCCCACAUGCACAACUACUCCAUCAACCUCACACUCAGCCUCAGACCCAGCAGCAUUCUCGCCAUCUGGGUCCCUACACUCCUCCAGUCCCCUUGGUAACAGUGAAGACCUUACAAAGUCCAAACUCUCCACUAUAUCACAUCAAGGUCAAGGCGCACCAGGACUGGCUGAUUUCAUGAGAGGUGUUCAUGUAUAUUUCUACAACAUAGCUGCUACAUAGAAGAAGCAGCUCACCCGCUACCUUAUCGCAUAUCCUUUCACAUUUUUUACUGUCAAAUAA